AUGACGGACGCCCACACUACUCGAACGAUCGUCGGAAUCCUCGGAAACAUGAUAUCUUUCGGCUUGUUCUGCGCUCCAAUACCAACGAUAGUGAAGAUAUGGAAGAUGAAAUCAGUGUCGGAAUUUAAGCCAGAUCCUUGCGUAGCUACGGUUCUAAACUGCAUGAUGUGGACUUUUUACGGACUUCCUUUUGUGCAACCCGAUAGUCUCCUAGUCAUUACCAUUAAUGGAACUGGUCUUGUCAUGGAACUCGUUUAUGUCACCAUCUUCUUUAACUUCGCUACUUCGCCUAUCCGCAGAAAGAUCACAAUAGCUAUGAUGAUUGAGGUGAUAUUCGUGGCGGUGGUGAUCUUCUGCACGUUGUACUUUUUGCCUACAACAAAACAGAGAUCUAUGCUUAUUGGGACCUUCUGCAUUGUUUUCACUAUUAUCAUGUAUGCUUCUCCUUUAACCGCCAUGAAACAUGUGAUAAAGACAAAGAGCGUGAAGUACAUGCCGCUCUUCAUGUCAUUAGCAAGCUUAAUGAACGGAGUCGUUUGGGUUAUUUAUGCUUGUCUUAAAUUCGACCCCUAUAUUUUGAUUCCAAAUGUUGUUGGAUCAAUAUCAGGAAUAGUACAACUUAUAUUAUACGCAACUUACUAUAAAACAACCAACUGGAGCGAUGAAGAUGAUGUUAAAGAAAAGGGCUACUCAAAUGCUGAAGUAGAGCUUGGCCGAGCUUGA
Eruca vesicaria subsp. sativa (arugula) is the source of this 723-nucleotide messenger RNA. NCBI's taxonomy places the organism in Eukaryota, Viridiplantae, Streptophyta, Magnoliopsida, Brassicales, Brassicaceae. The record is from the annotation of a GenBank genome assembly.